Molecule: messenger RNA, 383 nt
Organism: Pecten maximus
Lineage: Eukaryota; Metazoa; Mollusca; Bivalvia; Pectinida; Pectinidae
Product: ATPase inhibitor B, mitochondrial-like
Exons: 6
Coding region: 45-362 (105 amino acids)
Biological process (GO): negative regulation of ATP-dependent activity
Cellular component (GO): mitochondrion
Molecular function (GO): ATPase inhibitor activity
Source: RefSeq, a predicted model, not a curated record
CCUUGAUAGGAGCUCUUGUACCUCAUUUAUGCCGAACUAAAAACAUGGCUCUGCGACUUCCAAGUUUUCUUAGGACGUUUGGAACGUUCGGUGUACGAGCUAUGAGCACAGGAGAUGCUGGCUCUGGUGCAGGAAAGGGUGGUGGCACUGGAGGCGCCAUUAGAGAUGCUGGUGGUAGUUUCGGAAAGAUGGAAGCUGCACAUGAAGAACAAUACAUGAGAAAACUGGCACAGGAACAGUUGAAAAGUCUGAAGGACCACCACGAGACGGAGAUCAAGCAACACGAAGAAGCAAUCAGGAGACAUAAGGAAAACAUCAAGAAGUUGAAAAGUGAUGGUGGGAGUGAUAGCGACAGUGACUGAUAUGUGAAGAUGUGUCCCAGG